AUGGAAGGAUUGAUACCAUUUCUGAUGCAUGCCGUGAAGAAACACAGUCUUCACAACAGCUAUCGAGUCCUCUCCCUCUCCACUGGCUCCACUGGUUCAUCCCACCGCAUGACAAGGUUGGAGUUUCAGCCACCCACGGCGGAGUACUUGACUCAUAGAUCAGGGUUUGGUGUUGGUUCCCAAUCAAUGAGCUUCAAUAAAGGUUCCACCAGUUCAAUCCCAAAUACAUAUCAUGCUUCAAAGCUCAAGAGUAACUAA
Lactuca virosa is the source of this 258-nucleotide messenger RNA. NCBI's taxonomy places the organism in Eukaryota, Viridiplantae, Streptophyta, Magnoliopsida, Asterales, Asteraceae. The record is from the annotation of a GenBank genome assembly.